AUGGAGAGAACUAAGACUUGUUGCGGACACAGUGUUGGGUGGCGCUUACUGGCUCCUACUUGCACUAUAAGGUACGAGAAGGAUAUCUUCUAUGAUAGUUUAGAGCCACUAGUAUCACCUAAUACUAGCAAACCGAUACUACCAUCGAAAGGUCCGAUACUACCAUCGAAAGAUAACAGAAAUCGCACUGCAAAACUCCUUAUACUCCACAUGGUCAUUCCAAUUGCGGUUUUUAUGCUCUUCUGUCUUAUCUGGUCAGCUCAACCCAAGGAAAGACGAAAUCAAGGGGAACAGCUUACCAAUUUAAUUCAAGUAAAUAACUUGAAAAGUUCAAGUAGGUCGUACUUUAAGGAUCAAGGAAUGAUUGCACUCGAAGACAACAAAGGAGAAAUACAGUGCUUUAGUUUGAGCACGAUUAAGGUUGCUACCAACAGUUUUUCUGAUGACACUAAGCUAGGUGAAGGUGGCUUUGGGCCCGUUUUCAAGGGGAAGUUAAAUAAUGGAAAGGAAAUAGCAGUUAAAAGGCUUUCAUUCAAAUCAAGACAAGGCAUUGAAGAAUUCAAGAAUGAAGUGACGUUGAUUGCAAAACUUCAACACAAAAAUCUUGUUAGGCUCUUGGGAUGCUGCCUUGAUAGAAACGAAAAGCUUCUUGUCUAUGAGUACAUGGCCAACACCGGUCUCGAUGCUUUUCUGUUUGAUCAAAACAAACGUGGAAAGCUGGACUGGCCUAAGCGGGAAAAAAUUAUAAAUGGAAUUGCAAGAGGUCUUUCAUAUCUACACGAGGAUUCCAGGCUGAAAAUUAUUCAUAGAGAUUUGAAAGCUAGCAAUGUAUUGUUAGACCAAGACAUGAAUCCCAAGAUAUCAGAUUUUGGGACUGCUAGAAUAUUUUAUAGCGAUCAAAUUGAAGCAAGCACCGAAAGGGUUGUUGGUACAUAUGGUUAUAUGGCACCAGAAUAUGCUUUGGAAGGGUCAUUUUCGGUCAAAUCUGAUGUUUACAGCUUUGGGCGUUUACCCCUUCGUGAGAUUUAA
This is a messenger RNA of Arachis duranensis, 1029 nucleotides long. Its product is annotated as cysteine-rich receptor-like protein kinase 25. The transcript has 7 exons. The record is from RefSeq and is a predicted model, not a curated record. Gene Ontology annotation, molecular function: ATP binding; protein kinase activity. Lineage: Eukaryota; Viridiplantae; Streptophyta; Magnoliopsida; Fabales; Fabaceae. Gene Ontology annotation, biological process: protein phosphorylation. The coding region runs from base 1 to 1029 and encodes 342 amino acids.